Messenger RNA from Periconia digitata, 1442 nucleotides. Lineage: Eukaryota; Fungi; Ascomycota; Dothideomycetes; Pleosporales; Periconiaceae. The record is from the annotation of a GenBank genome assembly.
GCACUCCCUACAAAUAUGCAUCGGUCUGUCACCCAGAUCGUUGUACAAUUGGCGAUCUAUCUUUUCGAAGGAUCCAACAUGCAUUGCAGCAUCGGUGGUUCGGCAUUCGAAUGUCGGAUCGGGCAUCUGGAUGUGGCGUAGUGCAUAUGCUCCACACCACUCACUGAUCGAGUUUGCAGUUCGACAAGUCUUGCAUGUACCGGAUGGAAAGGAAUACUUGGAUAUGUAGGGCGAUGGCCCCAGCUGUGGGUAUCAAUCGUCAGAUCUUAGAAUAUAUCUUUUUGGAAUCUUCUCUUCACACUUGAGUAGGACUAAGAGAUACAUGGUAUAUUAGAAGCAAACUUCCAGGACACAGGUAACAGCUUUAAGCUUCUACUGGUAAACAUGCAUUGAAUCGUGGCCCAAUCAUGCCGUUUCCGGGGGAAACUUAUUUCUCAACCUCCUCCAUCAUCCGCAGGGCCUUCCCAGCAUACUCCUUUCCCUUAGGAGUCACUCGAUCAUCCUCCGCGUAGAACUUGAACUGCACUUUCCAUAGCUCCCAGUUCUCCCUGCUCCACACGUCCCUGGGAUUCGCCUUGGUAGUCUUGUCUUGCUCGCGACACCGAGCAUACACCCACGUCGCCUCCUCUUUAGUGCGCAACCACUGUGCAGCCGAGUCAAGCCAAGUCUCAAUAUCAGCAGGGCGCACACCGCAUCGUAUAAUAUGGGUUGGGACGCUUCUCUUUUUUCCAGCUGGAAGAAGUUCAGGAAGCAGGGAAAGAUACGAGCAGUCCACAAAACCGAUCAUGCUGAUACGGCAGAGUGUAGACUGACGAUUUCGGCUGCGCUGAUCGUGAUCGUCGUCAGGUCGAUCCUCUAUUGAUGGAAGUAAACCUAUCUGGCUGCACAUAUCCUGCUCUCUCCCAGAUUCGGAUCCUCCGCACGCUUUGUAGAUCUGCGGGAUCAGGAAGUCCAUCUGGAACCUCGUGAACUUCCAGCUUCAAAAGUUCAUCCAAGAAGUCAACGAUUCUCUUCUGGCCCUCUGAAUGCGGCGCAAAGACCUCGCACAACCAAGGGAAUGCCUGAAAGAAAGUAUCGAUGUACCCACUCGCGUUUGGCGUAGAUUUUCGCGCUAUUACGCCGUCGUCAUCGAAGAUAAGAGAAGACGGGUUGGAGCGAAUAUCUUGCAGGGUCUUUUCGGAGCUCUCCGUCACCCAAGUGUCGAGUUUAGCAGCAGCAGCGGAAGGGGAAAUGGUGUUUUGGUAGAGACCGUUGAGCAGCGAAACGCAGAAAGUGUUUUCGGGAUUCGAUGGGUCAUCAUACCACGAGGGUAUGAUCAAGGGCAACGGGGUUUCCGUGUUGUUCUCCAUACUCGCUGUUGCAGCUUUUCAAAACUUCAGUAUGAAGAGAUGAAGUUGAUAAAAAAUUGGAUCUGGUGCUGGAAUAGAGAUGGACAAUGGUAG